GUUUCUUAAUCUAUUGUGUAGCUGGAAAAAGUAAAACUUCAGCGAAAAAAGAACCCAAUAUAAGAAACAUGAAAAUAAUUUAUCAAUUAACAGUGGAAGUACUUUUUGUUUUGUCGAUAGCUUUCGGAAAAAGGUCAGGUGACGUAUAUGUACUUUUCACAGACAGUUCUGCCAAAGAAAUAUGGAAACUGGAUGUUAGCAAUUCCAGCUACUCCAAUAUUGGGAUAGAAAAUCACGAAAACCCCAUCGCCAUCGACUAUGACCCAGUGAUGAACAAAAUAUAUUGGACAGACGUCGGUGGACCGGAUAUCAGAACGUGCGGCUUCAAUGGGGAAGAUUUAAGAUUAGUGCGAACACUAAAGCCAGAUUUACAACCUUAUGGCCUAACGCUGGAUCCAGUCUCAAGACUGAUAUUCUACACCGACACAGGAAAUGACGUCAUCGCUCUGAUGGACAUGACCGACUACUACCACAAGACAAUAAUUAAUACAAACUUAGACGAGCCUCGAGGAAUAGCGCUUGACAGAACACAGAGAAUGAUGUACUGGACAGACCGGGGAGCAAGUCCAAAGAUAGAGAGAGCAACAUAUUCAGGAGAAAGCAGAACGACGCUGGUUUCUGCCGGGCUGGGAUGGCCAAACGGAAUAACGCUAGACACUCAAGGACAAAAGAUGUAUUGGUGCGACGCAAAAACCCAAGUAAUUGAAGUUAUGAAUUUUGAUGGCUAUAACAGACGACGAAUGGUUCACGGUGAAAGAUUCCAACCUUUCGACGUAUUUCUCUUUGAGCAGAUCAUAUACACCACAGAAUGGAAUAGAACGAGAAUAUAUCACAUAUAUCUGGAUGGAAGGAAUGUCACUUCGUGGGACGGACGCCGUUUUAAACGUCUUAAUGGCAUACACGUUUUUAGAGCCGGCGCCUUUCAAAAUGAUACGAAUGCCUGUACAACUGACAAAGGUGGCUGUGAACAGAUCUGCAUACCGACUUCUGGGGGAAGACAAUGCGCAUGUGAUGAUGGCUACACACUCACAACAAACGGACUGAACUGCACGGAUGUUGGCAGAUCGGAGACACCGUCAUUUCCUAUCAGCAUACCAAUAGUGGGAGCGGCAGCAAGCGGUGUUGUAGUUGUCAUAGUCAUCAUCAUCAUCGUUGUCGUGGUUGUAGUUAAACGCCGAAGAACAAAGAAAUCGGACUCCGACUAUGAUGAGUUGAAUCGAAAUCAACCAGUAGCGAACAGAGAACCAGUCUUCAACAUAGCCUAUGGACUAGAUGACGACUCCAGAAAUGACUCUCCUCAACGACCCACUUGCACCAACGAGGGUGAUGUCCAUGGACCCUAUAGUAAACUGGGGGCCGCUGGUGCACAACCACAAGAAGAGGUGUAUGACGUCAUUGGCCCAGAACAUUUUGGAUCGCCCACGGAUCUAGAUUACAUUCAUCCUUUUCAUUACUAUACAGGAAAAUAAACUUGAAAAUAGUCGGUUAUAUCACCGAGUUCUUCCGCCCAAACCUUUGUUUUCCUUUCACGUGUUUUUAGAAAUAUUUUAGUGGUUUGUUGUACGGUUAUUCAUUGGUAAGUAAUUCAGCGGCGGUUACGGAUAUUGAGAGUGAGUAACAUCAAAACAGAGGGACUUUUUAUAAUCCUUGUUAUUUUUAGUAGCGAACAUUUUAAUUACAUUUAUUUGUUCAGUUUGUGACCAGAGAUUGAAAAUUAAUUUUGAUGGAAUGCGCGAAAUCAUACAAAUACAUUGUAGACGUGAUAAGUGAAUAAUACACACAAACGUCAUACUAACAUUGUAUCAGAUUCUUAAUCCUUAUUAGAAAAAAAAUAACUGUUCAUAUUAUGUAUACCUUCAAGACAAUUUCUUUUUAUUCAUUCAAUUGUCAGACAUAAUGUGGUUCAAGCGAGCAGAAUGUGCUCGAGAAGGUGUGGGGUCAUUCGAUAAUUACGUAACUCUCUGGAGGGAAUGGGGGAGACGGGAGAGUAAUUAUGGAACAUAGGAAUGGGUGUUUUUCAUGAUUUAGGUAACGUUUUCAGAAUUAUGUGUCAUUUUAUGCAUAACUUAAAUACCGACAGUUUGGCCAAUUUUUCUAUGACAUAUCACUUAUUUAGUUAUAGAUAUAACUUUAUUAAGUCCUGUGCAAGUUUGGGUUUUCUAAGCUAGUCUUAAGAGUGGCAGUCCUAAUGCGGUCGGUGUAGAGGGGAUGAAACAUGUUUUACGGAUCUCCUAUGGGAGUGGCGCUCCUUCAAAGGAUGAGCACCUGAUAGUGGAUCAUGGCAGCAAUCACCACUUUGCCUAACAUGCUUUCGAAUCUGCCUCGUGCCAUGAUAAUGGAGUACGGUUUUGUUGUUCAGAUUUAAUAAUACCAAAUAUUUUUGUUUAAUACAAACAGAACACUGUCACCAACGCUACAUGAAGAAACCCGACGCCCCUAUACGUCACCACAAUAAAGUACAGCACAAGUAUGAUACGUUGUAAAAACCUAAAGCAAUGAAGAAUUUCAACUUUUGCAUAGGAACGUUGGUUUUUUUCGUAUAGCGUUGGUACUGUAUAAGAAACAUGUAAGUUUAAUGUCAUGACAAGACUCAAGAAUAAUCAAACUAAAUGUGGCUUCAGAUUUAGGAAAACAUAUGUAUUUUAGACACAGUAGCUUGCGACCAUUUGGUUGUCGACGAUUGCCAAAGCAUUACCUAGAGUGUCCUCUAGCCUUCCCCUACAUAUCAAUAUCAAUAAGGGGAGAGCUAGAAGUGUCUCGAGCUAUAGAGAACAUUGAUUUAUUAAUCAUCGGCUAUUGGAUGUCAAAGAGAUUUGGGAUAUUUUAUAUGCACUUACCACGGCUUUUUAUAUACCAGUCGUGGUGAACUAGUUGGGACAGGGGAAAAACCCAAUCAGAGAAUGGGUCCUCCAAGGUGAUUCGAACCUACGACGCAAGCACCUCAGGUGAUUGAGCUGAAUCCCGCUCCUUCAAAAUGAAACAAUGGCAAUGGAACAAAGUACGAAUAGUCCCUUUAACAUUGUUGGUGUAUGGUAUACACAUUUUAAACACAGCAUCUAAUGGUAGUGUCAAAUGUGACGAGAUGGUAAUAAGUAAAAGGAUUCUGUUAAACAUUACAUCGAGUAAUUAUCAAGUGUAUUCAAUGUUUGUUAUUCCCAUGAUUUACAUUAACACAUUUCGUGUGUACUUUACUUACUUUAUUUAACUCGUUAAUAAAUGUUGUUUCAACUAAAUCA
Gigantopelta aegis is the source of this 3236-nucleotide messenger RNA. Its product is annotated as low-density lipoprotein receptor-related protein 6-like. NCBI's taxonomy places the organism in Eukaryota, Metazoa, Mollusca, Gastropoda, Neomphalida, Peltospiridae. The record is from RefSeq and is a predicted model, not a curated record. The transcript is spliced from 9 exons. Bases 69 to 1469 code for a protein of 466 amino acids.